UAUGGAAAUUGCUCCAGACUUCUUUGAUUACUUUGAGGCUGCAGCUAGUCUCAUGGAUAGGGAUAAAACCAUUAUGGCUGCUUCAUCAUGGAAUGAUAAUGGGCAGAAGCAAUUUGUGCAUGAUCCCUAUGCACUUUACCGAUCAGAUUUUUUUCCUGGCCUUGGGUGGAUGCUGAAGAGAUCGACUUGGGAUGAGUUAUCACCUAAGUGGCCAAAGGCUUACUGGGAUGAUUGGCUGAGACUGAAGGAAAACCAUAAAGGCCGCCAAUUCAUUCGACCAGAAGUCUGCAGAACAUACAACUUUGGUGAACAUGGGUCUAGUUUGGGACAGUUUUUCAGUCAGUAUCUGCAACCUAUAAAGCUAAAUGAUGUGAAGGUUGACUGGAAAGCGAAGGACCUGGGAUACCUAACAGAGGGAAACUAUACCAAGUACUUUUCUGGCUUGGUGAGACAAGCACGACCAGUUCAAGGUUCUGACCUUGUCUUAAAGGCUCAAAACAUAGAGGCUGAUAUUCGUAUCCGGUAUAGAGACCAACCAGAGUUUGAACGCAUUGCAGGGGAGUUUGGUAUAUUUGAAGAAUGGAAGGAUGGUGUGCCUCGAACAGCAUAUAAAGGAGUAGUGGUGUUUCGAAUCCAGACUACAAGACGGGUAUUCCUGGUUGGCCCAGAUUCUGUAAAGCAGCUUGGAAUUCGAGACUCCUGAUGCAAAACAUGUACUUCUCCAACCAGCAUCAUUUACAUCCUCACCGUUGCUUACAGUUCUCUGCUAACCAGGUCUCAAACGCAGAUGAAAGCAAAAGAAAAUAUUCGACCGCAGGCAACCUCCUUCUAGCAGCGUUUGCACUUUUGGUUGUAUUAUCUAUGGAUGAGUUUGUAGAGAGGGGGGGUAAGUUUAAUAGCUAAGAAGCUCCGGUGGUCUGUCUCACUGGUUUAGAAGUUAUGGGAACCUCUUUAAAGGGUCAGGCUUAAAUACAUUUUCAGUAGUUUUAUAACUGAUUGUCUUGUGGGUAUCUUACACGAAUGCAUAUCAUUGUAUCAAGUUUUUCGUC
Messenger RNA from Camelina sativa (false flax), 1049 nucleotides. NCBI's taxonomy places the organism in Eukaryota, Viridiplantae, Streptophyta, Magnoliopsida, Brassicales, Brassicaceae. The record is from RefSeq and is a predicted model, not a curated record.